This is a messenger RNA of Prunus dulcis (almond), 2337 nucleotides long. Its product is annotated as calcium-dependent protein kinase 2-like. Gene Ontology annotation, molecular function: calmodulin binding; calcium-dependent protein serine/threonine kinase activity; ATP binding. The record is from RefSeq and is a predicted model, not a curated record. Bases 379 to 2037 code for a protein of 552 amino acids. Gene Ontology annotation, cellular component: cytoplasm; nucleus. NCBI's taxonomy places the organism in Eukaryota, Viridiplantae, Streptophyta, Magnoliopsida, Rosales, Rosaceae. Gene Ontology annotation, biological process: protein autophosphorylation; peptidyl-serine phosphorylation; intracellular signal transduction. The transcript is spliced from 8 exons.
AUAUUUGGUGAAAUUGUUUAAUCCCGACAAAUUGGUACCACACCUUCAAAUUUCCCGGAAAGAGAAGCAAAUUUUCUUGUUUCUUUUUAGACUACUGAAAUUCAGCUCCGCGUCAACACGCAAUAUUCAAAAUUUCCUAUGUAGACGAAACUAUGGUCGCACAACUUUCUCAAUAACUAUCAAACUUGAUCUGGGUUUUGCUUAAAUUCCUUAAAGAUCAGAUUUUUUGGGUUGCCUGCCCUCAUCCACCAUUUUAUCUUUCUUGUCCUACCCUCUUCAUUUCUCAUCGUCUCAGAUUGGCUCUGAAAAAUCCCAAGAAAUCCAGCUCCAAAGUUGGUUUCUUUCAUUGAAAUUCAGCACCAAAGUCCUGAUCAGAAAAUGGGUUGUUGUAGCAGCAAACCAAAUGCUCCAAAACCGGGUUCUAAUGGGUAUGGCUUAGCCACAGGUGGUGCUUUGCAUCACCAACCUUAUCAGCAGCCACAGCCAGCGGUUCAGCAUCUGAAAGUCUCAGCCCAACAAACCCACAACCCACCCCCACCAUCCAGACCCCAACCCUUGCCACAACAACCACAGCCACAGCCAAGGCCAAAGCCACAGCCACAGCAGCCAAUCCCUGUUCCAAUUAAACCAGCAGCAGCACCACCAAAUAGCAUUCUCGGGAAGCCCUUUGAUGACAUUAAACAAUACUACACUCUUGGCAAAGAACUGGGCAGAGGCCAAUUUGGCAUCACAUACUUGUGCACUGAGAACUCUACUGGUCACUCUUAUGCCUGCAAGUCAAUUCUCAAGCGCAAACUUGUGAGCAAGAAUGACAGGGAUGACAUCAAGAGAGAAAUUCAGAUUAUGCAGCAUUUGUCUGGACAACCAAACAUUGUGGAAAUCAAGGGGUCUUAUGAGGACAGGUAUUCUGUGCAUUUAGUGAUGGAGCUCUGUGCUGGCGGGGAGCUUUUCGAUAGGAUUAUAGCACAAGGCCAAUAUUCGGAGAGGGCAGCAGCUGCAAUUUUGCGUGACAUUGUCAAUGUUGUGCACAUUUGUCACUUUAUGGGUGUGCUUCAUCGUGAUCUCAAGCCUGAGAAUUUCUUGUUGUCUAGCAAGGAUGAAAGAGCAAUGUUGAAAGCAACGGAUUUCGGGUUGUCUGUUUUCAUUGAGGAAGGAAAGGUGUACCGUGAUAUAGUAGGCAGUGCUUACUAUGUUGCUCCUGAAGUGUUGCGGCGUAGUUACGGAAAGGAAAUAGAUAUUUGGAGUGCAGGAGUUAUUCUGUAUAUUCUACUGAGUGGUGUACCUCCAUUUUGGGCUGAAACUGAGAGGGGUAUAUUUGAUGCCAUAUUGGAAGGAGUAAUUGACUUUGAAAGUCAACCAUGGCCAUCAAUAUCAGACAGUGCCAAGGAUCUAGUUAGAAAGAUGCUAACACAGGACCCAAGAAAGAGAAUUACUUCUGCAGAAGUUCUAGAGCAUCCCUGGCUCAGAGUAGGUGGAGUAGCAUCAGACAAGCCAAUAGAUAGUGCAGUUCUCUCUAGAAUGAAGCAAUUCAGGGCAAUGAACAAGCUCAAGCAACUUGCUUUGAAGGUCAUAGCAGAGAAUCUAUCUGAAGAAGAAAUUAAAGGUCUUAAAGCAAUGUUCACCAAUAUGGACACUGACAAGAGUGGUACAAUAACUUACGAAGAACUGAAGACAGGUUUAGCGCGUAUUGGGUCGCGUCUGUCAGAAGCCGAAGUUAGGCAACUCAUGGAUGCUGCUGAUGUGGAUGGAAAUGGAUCGAUUGACUACAUUGAAUUUAUAUCUGCUACUAUGCACAGACAAAGAUUAGAGAGAGAUGAGCACCUGUACAAAGCAUUUCAGUAUUUUGACAAGGAUAGCAGUGGGUAUAUUACAAGAGAUGAAUUAGAGGCUGCUAUGAAGGAGCACGCAAUGGGCGAUGAAAACACCAUAAGAGAAAUAAUUUCGGAGGUUGAUGCAGAUAAUGACGGGAGGAUCAACUAUUCGGAGUUCUGUGCAAUGAUGAGAAGUGGAACUCAACAACCAGGAAAGCUCUUUUAAUGCCACUAAUGGGUGCUUCUGAAUUUUACAAGCGGAAGUGAAUUAUCAUGGAUGUGACCUGCGUUAGUGAGUUUAACUGUUACCAGAGCAUUAUCACUGGGAGGUAUGAGAUAGACUAGACCGUUGUGAAUCUUGAUUGAAAAAUGCGCAGUUUUAGCAUGUGAAGAUAGAGUUUGGUUUUGAUUACUUGGGUUGUGUUUCUCUGCAUCUAUUUACCGUUUAUCUUAUUUUUUGAAGUUCCUGUUCAAUCUUGUUUUGAACUUUUUGCCUGAAUAUACAAUGAUUUUGUUUAACUGAAAA